CCCUGGUGGGAGGCUCAGCCCUUGGUUAGGGAAAAACAGGGAGGCCCUGGAGCUGCCCCCCACUCCCCAUGUUGGAACAUCUGUGUUUAAGUGUGAUUGCUGUACUCCUUUCACUGUUUGACUGUGCCACUGUCUGUGUAUAUAGUGAUUACACCUGCUGUACUCUUAUGGACUCGAUGGCAGUGGGUAUGGGUUUGGUACUCUUAUGAGGCCCUUGUGAGAAUCAGAACAUCUGAACUUCCAGCUCAGACCUGGCUUCCAGGUCCUACUGUUAGGUCUCAGCUAAGGCUGCUUACUAUAAUGUUAGAGUAGAUUGGAUGAAACCCUGAAUGCAAAUGGAUGCUCCUGCCAAGUGAGAAGGCAGGACUCCACCUCUGACUGGCACCACUCCCAGCCCUGCCUUAGCUCCCUAGCAACAGCUCCGCGUCUCCAUCUGAGGAUACACGAUGGCAGGCAGCAGUCCAGUAGCCAAGUGGGUAGUGGUGUACAAGAAUGGGGAUCCUUUCUUCCCAGGCCGCCAGCUGCUGGUGACUCAGCGCCGCUUCCCCACCCUGGAGAGCUUCCUCUGUGAGGUGACAUCUGCCGUGCAGGCCCCACUGGCUGUGCGUGCCCUCUACACACCCUGUCAUGGCCACCGUGUCACUGACAUGGCAGAGUUGCAGAACGGAGGACAGUAUGUGGCUGCCGGCUUUGAACGAUUCUGCAAGCUCCACUACUUAGCCCCUGGAGAGAAGGAUCCAGGCAGGAAGAGCAGCAGACCACCAGGUCCUCCUGUGACUCGCCACCUGUGUGAUGGGGCCCUUGGACGGUGGCUGCCUCCAGGUGCCCCCUGCUAUAUCCAUGUGUUCAGGAAUGGGGACCUGUUAAGUCCCCCAUUUAGCCUGAAGCUGUCCCAGGCUGCCAGGCAGGACUGGGAAACAGUGUUGAAGCUGCUGACCGAGAAGGCCAAGUUGCAGAGUGGGGCUGUGUGCAAACUCUGCACGCUGGAGGGGCUUCCACUGUCGGUAGGGGAGGCUCUGGUGAGCGGCCAUUACUAUGUGGCUGUCGGACAGGAUGACUUCAAGGCCCUCCCCUACCUAGAGCUGCUGGUGCCCAGCCCCUCCCUGCCCAGGGGCUGCUGGCAGCCCCCAGACCGGAAGUCUAGGCCCCACAGGCAGGCGGCCCAUGGCCACAGGGCACAGGCAACUCAGCCCACUCCAAAGGAGCCAGCCAGAGUUGAGCCAUCUGCUUUCUAUGCCAGACCCCAGGAGGCCACUCAGCCAAGAAGCAAACUCCCCCUUCUCCCAUUUUCAUCUGGAGUCAAUGGAGUAUAUGGGGCUCCCCACCCAGGGAAGGAGACAGCAGGGGCCCAGGAAGUAGCAGAUGAUGAAGACACCCAGACAGAGGAGCCCUUGGAUCAGAGGGCAGCAAAGAUGGUGGAAGAGGCCUUGUUCCUGGGAAGUGACCAGCCUGGGGCUGGGGCAGCUAUCUCAGCCUCAGCCCCUGCUCUACCAUCUUGAGAGCCAGCAGCUCCAGCCAGAAAUUGGGGACCAUCACAUCACUCUGCAGCCACCUUUUGUCCGCAGCCUCCAGCAGCCGGUGCCCUCCCUGGGCUUACAAAGUAGGCUGUGGCCUCUUUAGCCCCCCCCCACUCUUCCUCUGGUCCUAAACCUACCACAGCUCUCCGAGCAGAGCAGCCUUAACUGCAAAGGCCAUUUCCUUACGGGCUUCUCUGGCCAGGGAAAGGAGUAGCAGACUGAACUCGGGGGAGAGGCCACAAAGUUUGGAGCGAGUUGGGCACAAUAAAAGAAUACUUACUAAACUUUGUUUACUACAGAUUUAUUACCAGGCAAUGCACUGGGUGAUGGAGUUAGCUAGUGCUGGGGCUCACAGUUGUCCUACCAUUUGAGAUGGGCUGGCAGUUGAGGAAUCCCGCCCAUCUCAUGGGUGGGACAGCUCAUCUCCCCUACACCUGCCACUUCUCCCCUCAAUUCCACCCCUUCAGUCAGCCAAGGUACUCUGACUGAGCCCUGGGGCCUCCUGUUUGCAUUUCUAGCUCAAAGACUGCAGAGGUCCUUUGCAUGCUGCUGGGGCUCUGUAGCUCAUCGGUGCUGCUGCUGCAAUGGCCCAGAUCAGGCCAUAGUAAUGGGGGCUGGUCAGGGGGCCUGAGAUGAUAGCAGAAAGGGAACUGCUGUGGGUGAGUGUGAAGUCUCCUGUGUUAAAUCCUAGCAGCUGAACAGCACCUGAAGGUUUCAGAAUCUUUUCACUCUGUUCUCUUACUGUGAUCCACGAGGUAGCUAUUAUCCCCAUAAGGGAUGAGGAAGCUGAGGCUCAGAGAGGGGAAGUGCUAGGUCUCUGCUCACACCUGGAUCUCAUGGGCCAGUGGCUUCCUGGAGACAGCAGAGCUGGUGGGUGGGGUCUGUGCAUUCAGAGGGUGGACAGUUGCCCCUGGGUCUUGCUCACUGAACUUGUGAUGCAGAGUGCAAUUCCUGUCACGGUGAGCACCAUGCCUGCAACUGCUUCUGCAAUAACAGGCAGAAAUGGAAGAGCUGUGAGCCCAGCCAUGCCAGCAGGAGCUAGUACAGGGCUGGGGAAGGGUUUGGGGCAUCUGGUCCCAACUCCUACCCCAACCUCUGUCCCCAACCCAGACUGCCUAGGGGAAAGCAGCUCUAAUGGCCACAAGGAAGCAGCAGAGGCUGGACAGCCAGAGGAGCCGGGCAGAACGGAGAAGGGCCUCUCCCUACCUGUCCAUCUUUCAGUUAGCAGCACACCUUUUUUAACCAUUUGGGCUCUGGAAAAGAACUAAUGUGGGUGUGUCAAAGCCCAAGUAGCUGCUUCCCACACUCCCAGUGGCCUGACUUACGUUUUCC
Loxodonta africana (African savanna elephant) is the source of this 2849-nucleotide messenger RNA. It is a transcript of the gene DCDC2B, whose product is annotated as doublecortin domain containing 2B. Lineage: Eukaryota; Metazoa; Chordata; Mammalia; Proboscidea; Elephantidae. Gene Ontology annotation, cellular component: microtubule organizing center; microtubule. The transcript is spliced from 9 exons. Gene Ontology annotation, biological process: intracellular signal transduction. The coding region runs from base 447 to 1499 and encodes 350 amino acids. The record is from RefSeq and is a predicted model, not a curated record.